This is a messenger RNA of Penicillium samsonianum, 3120 nucleotides long. RefSeq names its product exocyst subunit SEC5. Gene Ontology annotation, cellular component: exocyst. The transcript is spliced from 2 exons. Bases 1 to 3120 code for a protein of 1039 amino acids. NCBI's taxonomy places the organism in Eukaryota, Fungi, Ascomycota, Eurotiomycetes, Eurotiales, Aspergillaceae. The record is from RefSeq and is a predicted model, not a curated record. Gene Ontology annotation, biological process: exocytosis; Golgi to plasma membrane transport.
AUGGCUGACCUCGACGUCGCAAGCCACUACAAUCUACCCUCCGAGUUCCCCGAGGAAUGGCCCGCAUCUUUAGACGUGGAUGAUGAGCCAGAAGAACAGCCAGUUCAGCGAACAGACUCCCGCCCACGCAAGUCCCGAUACAUAGCUCUCGAACGCAGUACCAGUGAUUGGAGAAGCAACUUUGGUUCACGAAGAGGAAACGAGGGCAGAGAUAAUGCGCGGGAAGACGAGCCCGAUCCCUUGGGUACAACCGACAGCGUUCUCCGGAUUCUCAAGCAGCGAGGAGUGCCCUUGGAAGAAGAAGGAGGCAAAUCACGGUUCCUGCUGUCAUCGACAUCAUUCUCGCCCGCACUAUUCCUAUCGCAGGCGCAUCACUCAGCCUCUAUUGAAUCGCUGAUGGGCGGCCUGGACAACCUGUCGCAUUCCAUCGACCAGAAGUCGGCAUCGCUGAAAGUACUGGUGGAAGCCAACUUUGAGCGUUUCGUGCGUGCCAAGGCAACUAUCGAUAGCGUCUACACCGAGAUGAGGAACCAGGGCGUUGAUAAGGAUCCGCGCCUGAGUCCCCGCAGGUCAGGACAUUUCCGGAGCUAUUCAGGUCAGCAACGGAGCGUAUCUCCCGCCGCAGUGGUUCCCAAGAAGACCGCUCUUGUCAAGGAGAGUGAGUUUGGCAUGAAAGGUAUUAGGGGUCCUUUGGUUGAGGCAUCUGUCAAGGCCGAAGAGGUGUGGGGACCGGCUCUUGGUGGUCGAGAACGAGAGAAGGUACUGAAGUCGAUGGUGGAGUCUAUGGAGAAACACCGCGAUGUCUAUGAAAUUGGAAGCCACUUGUCCAAGUCCAUCCAGCAGCGUGAUUAUGAUGCUGUCUUUGAGCAGUAUACCAAAGCAAGGACACUCGCCAAUCAGGCUAAAAAUAUCGCAGAGCAGGCAUCCAGUUCCCGCCGGCAACUAGAUGACUCUGAAACACACACCAUUCUGGCCAUGGGCCGGAUGUGGAUGGACGUUGACCAACAAAUCCAUGAAUUUAAGCGUGAACUCUGGAGACGUCUUGCCGAUGCCCCCACCACAUCAACUACAAGCACCGCCUUAGGGCCUGUGGAAGAACACAUGGAGUUGAUUGGCGCCCUGUUGGAACUGGGUGUCGAGAAAAACCCUAUCUGGACAUGGCUUCAGAGUCGUUACGAAUUCUUGAAGACAAAAAUCACCGGAUUCUGUGAUCGGUGCAAGGUCGAAAUUGAAAUUUUAAGAAGAAGGCUUGCUGGCGGAGAGAGACCAACUCCACAGGCUACAGCAUCAUAUCUCCGCCUAGCACCUCGUGAUGGUGCGGUAGAAGUACCAGGGAGGCUUGACACGGAUCAAGUCAUUGAGUUGUGGGAAUGCAUACAAACGUUCCUAACCCGACUUCUGUCCUCGCAAAGUGGCUUGCUGGGCGAGGUGUUGGAUUUCUGGGAAGUCGCACAAUCAUUCAUUGAUGGCAACCGACAACGGCUUUUGCCUACCGGGUUUGAAGGGGAGAGUCGCAAACAUCACCUUCUUUCCGACGACAAUAUUAAGGAGUUAGAGAAGGGUAUUGCGGUGUUGGUCAAUAUUAUUCGAGAGAACGUCGUGGCCCUAUUCACGGAACCCCCAACCGAUGAUAUCUCCCUACUCUUCUCGCCAAUUCCGGCAAGUCCAUCAACCCCAGAGUCGAGAGGUAUUACCCCGACAGAAUCCCGCUUCAAGCUGGAUCCAAAAAACCUACCAUAUCCUCCCCCAAAGCUUGGAGAGCACUGGGAGGAUUUCGCAUUCUGGCCACCAUUUUCCAAUUCUCUCAGUGGAGUUUACUAUCUGAGUAAAUUCCUGAUCACUGUGGGCACUGCUGCGAGCGAAAUGGCAGCCCUAAGGCCGAUUGGCGGCUCUGGAAAAACGUAUGACCUCCUCAAGACCCUUGUCAGCAUUGCCCGGGAACGAUGUGCGCGUGUGGCGUGUGCUGCCUGGAGUAAAGAUGCAGAGAUCUGCAAAAUGUUGGAAGACUGGACACGCGAUUCAGAGAAGCGUGAUUUGACUAAGAUGCCCGGGUUCUUUGUGGCUUUUGAAAGUGCUAUCCUUGGGGGCAUGCAAAAGAUCCUUUACAUUUCAGAAGCUAUGGCAAAGCCAGGUUCCGUGGAUGUUGUCACUCAGCCGCCUGCGAAACUGCUUCAAAUGGUCCGCUCUCAGUUCGUAUCCAGUGUUUACAAAGCGUUAAGCGGCCUGGUCGAAAACGCAGAGCGCUUGACAACAGUAGAUGAAGAAAAUGAAUGGAUUAUUGCUCGACCGGCAAUGACAAGCCAAGCGACUGACGCUGCUUUGUCAGUUCUCUCGGCUGAUUCGGUCGAUUCUUGGAAUCGAAAUGUCCGAAUCCUUCUCACACUUUCAAAUCUCAAGGCUCUACAGGCCGACCAUGUCCCACAGCUUAUCUCGAACUUUGAGACGUCCUUCUCAGUGAAGCUGACGGAAGAGGCCAAGACCGUCCGGGACGUGCUGAGCCAGAUUGAAGACAGGCUAUUCCAAUCAUAUAUCACCCCGACUACUGCCUUAUUAAACAAAACAAUCACUACCGGCAUUGCAUCUCCAGAUUGGGAGCCGUCUGUUGACAGGCCGGAGCAAGUCCGCCCAUAUGUCUACAACGCCAUGCUGACCAUGGUGCUGGUCCACACAGAGAUCUCCACAACUAUUCCGUCCACUGUGUCACCAGGUGCUAGUCGCGCUCCGUCAAGUUCACCUUCCUCGCUGCUGGCCACUGUGUUAACGCAUCUCCUUUCUCAAAUUUCUUCGUCCCUGCUUGAUGCAUUCCGUGCUCGGCCUUCCUUCUCGCUCGCAGCUUUGAUGCAAGCUACCUUGGAUACGGAGUUCAUUGCACAGACACUUGGCCCAUACAUAACUGAGGAAGCAUCAAAUGUGCAAAGCCAGAUCUACGUCGAGCUAGAUGGCCGUACCACAAACGAAGCUCGCACAAAACUGAAGGCCGAACUAGGAGAAAUGCGAGUUAUCCUGAAACGGCUCAGAGAUAGGACGAAGGGCGAGUUUGCUUGUUUCAAAAAGCCGAGAAGCGGCGGAGGUGCAAGUGGUGGAGGGACCUCCAAGCCUUCCGCUGCGGCCGCAACAUAG